Tribolium castaneum (red flour beetle) is the source of this 3015-nucleotide messenger RNA. RefSeq lists its product as hypothetical. Bases 167 to 2998 code for a protein of 943 amino acids. The transcript has 7 exons. The record is from RefSeq and is a predicted model, not a curated record. Lineage: Eukaryota; Metazoa; Arthropoda; Insecta; Coleoptera; Tenebrionidae.
AACAACAAUCGCUCGAAAUUCACGAGAGAAUCGUCGAACAAAACGCGUGCAACACAAUAAAGGGCAUUUCCGCUUCGUACAAUAAUAAUAUAGGAAGUGAAGUGGGGGCAAUAAUGACACCAUUAUAGUCCGGAAGCACGAAUCGCUGUGCCAGUGCUAAUAAACGAUGUUCAAAAGACGAAAUCGAACUGAAAGGUGUGCCAAAGUGCGAAAACUGGAAGAAGCAAUUCUGCCAACCGCCAAACUGAGAUUCUGUCCCGAGCAGCUCCAGAACUUGAACUACAUCUUCCAGAAACGGCUCCAGGAGAAAAUCGGGCAAAGUGCGGACAAGGCGCUCCUGCUGGCCAGGUCUGUGACGGAGAGGCUGGUCCAGAGGCUCGUGUGCUGUGCGGGGAUUUUGGACACGAGAUUUGCGUCCAAGUUUUUGAUUGCCAACCAUGACAGACUCACUGGAAAUUUGCCCUCAACUAACUUGGAGUAUAUACUCAGAAUUGACUCGCUUUCGACCCCAACUCUGUAUGAAAGUGACCCUAAACCUCGGUAUUCCAUUAUUGAAGCCGAUCCUGAUUAUCCUCCAGCUUAUGCAAGGCUGCGCCUCCACACAACUGCGAUCAAAAUGUGGGGGGAUUGCGCCAAUUCGGCUGGAUUUUUACGCCGUGACAAAGUCCAGGCCAAACUGGUCGAACUCUUGGCCCAAGCCUCAGCCAGUGAGUCUCCAAACUCUCCCUUGAACAUCGACGAAUCCAUUCUUUGUGCAACCCCCGGAAAAAUCGUCGAUGCAAACACACUUUACCAAAUUUUGAAAAUACCAAGUAACCGACACGUGUUUUAUGGACCUUCCGGAAACGUGCCACGGUUUCCGGACCCGAGAGAUUUCCGGUUGGCCAUCGUGGACGAACCCGGAGGCGCCCGGAUUAAAGUCGAGUUUUUAUCACCGGCUUUGGCCAACAUCACCAUAGAUGUGCGCAUUUUGAUAGGGAUUGGGGUCGAUUCUUGGCCUUCGACCACCGAUUUUCCCUCAAGGGUUACUCUGGGACAUACCGACUGUCUUUUGUACCACCAGGCGGCCCAAACUGGGAUGUACUUAAUUGGGUUCGGAGUGCAGUCCUCCGCCUGGCAAAUCCGGCUCCCAGCGGCCCAGGACACAAUUUUGAACCAUUACGGCCCUAACAGCACCGUCCGAACAAUCCUUGACGUUUUAUUCGAUGCUUUGGACGAAAUCGCCAAAAUUCGCCAAAUGAAAAAACAAUCAUCUUACAAAAUCCUCAACCGCUACAUUUUCCUGACAAUGCUCCUCAAACGGCUUGAGGAGACCUCAACCACUCCCUCCGACGACCUUUUGGACUGGUCCCCGAUGUACCUCUCCACACACGUCCUCAAAAUUUUGGACAAAACCAUCGAGAUUUUGCGCGAGCAAAACUACGCUAACUAUUUUUUCAAAAAGUCGAAUUUGUUGGUGAAUCCCGGACAUUUGUGUGAGGACGACUACGUGAUAGAGGCAAACAAUGUCAAGUCUUACAUUAUCCGGUUGUUUGACGAGGCUUUAAUGUCAACACGUGACGAUCAAGGGUUUAGUAAAGUGAUUAUGGCGCAAGAGAGCGAAACUUUGUUACUUUACAAGUGGAAGGAUUUGAUUGAUAGUCUUUUGCCACCGAGUGGUACAAGGGCAAGGCGGUUUUGCUUCAGAGGGUCCAAAAGCUACGAGGUUGCCUAUACUGAAUAUACAGGGCGGCAGCUGGAAUAUAUUGGGUUGCUUCUGCACAAUUUGCUCAACGUCAAGCAAGCAAUUUUGGCGAGCGAUACUUACAUGGCCGAUGACUCGGCAAUCAAAGUAGAGUCAACCAUUGAGGAAAGUCACCUAGAGGACGUGAUUUACCUCCUGGUGACCAUCAUGGACCAGGCCCGUGACAAGUACUUAUCAAGUCAAAAUAACCCCCCUGUGAAAAACCGUCCAAAAAUCAAAGCCCAAUUCAACUCCUACACCUCCAAAUUAGUCGACUCAAUCCGCAAGGACAAAGAAUCCUCACACUUAACAUUCGAGGACGACUUAAGCUUAGUCAAAGUGAUACUUAAGUGGCUUUACCGAGCCAUGGACCACAACAAGCGUUACUUAGCCCCGAUUUUGCGCCCUUACUUACAAACACUUUUCGCUUCCUCUCACUCCAUCUCCUGGCAUUUAGAUUUCAUCAAACAAAGAAUGAACCGUGACGAAGUCACAGCUUUGGGUUUUUUCGCCAAAUUGGUUAAUUCCGGGAAAAUAACCCCAGCGGAAGGGUUAAUAGACGCGGUUAACAAAAACUGGCUAUGGGCGCGUUCUAUGUUGAAAAUGGUCGAGAAAAACACCUUAAGGGUGGUUUUCGUGACUGGGAGGGGAAAAGUCUACCGACACAUCUUAUCACUACCCUCUUAUCAGCGCAAUAAAUCAACGGAGGAGGAGCAAGAUAAGAAAAAACAGCACACGUUACCAGCCAAUCGUAAUUAUUUUAGCACGAUUUUGAGCCAAAAAUUUCGGGAUGAUUUCCCCGAAGCUACUCCUCAGCACGAUGUGUUGAAAUUUUCAAGUCCUUUGACUCUGGUUCUGAAUGAAUCCAACCGGAAGGGACAACACCGCGGUUAUGGCGAUAUUUUAAAGUCCCUCCAGUCGAUGCAAAAAUUAAACAUGUUCCAGCAGGCGGCCUCAAGUUUGCCUCAGGAGGAUCGCUGUGAGAUCAUGGAGGUGGUUCAGACGAUGCAAUCGAUUAAAAAAUCGUCAAAAAAGUGGUCAAAUACCUUGCCACAGUCGCAUAAAGUUGCUCCAAAGUCGGAGAAAUAUACUCCCAAGGAGGAGAGUGCAGGAGUGAGAGAUGUGUGUCACAGGAAGCGGGAAGAUAAGCAAAGUGGGAGUUUGAUUGGGAGUUGUAGGGCGGCCAGGAUUCGGGAGGAUAGUAGUGUUUUGUUGUUCCAGGAUUCGUUUAAGAUUAAGUCGUUGUUGAAUAAGAGCGAGUCGUUUAAAUUUUAAUAAAGUUUAGCCAAGAA